GAUCGUAGCUUCGGGUUCAGGUGCCGUACCGCGGCCGGACCGGAAAGGAGGGGGACAGCGAACCUCCUGCCAAGAGGCCAAGGUAGCUUGCUAACUCUCAGCCACUUGUUAGAAGGAAGUGCAGCUUGAUUGGCGGGGGGAAUCAACGGGAAGGAAAUAAGGCGCUGUAAGCGUUCGAUUCUAUUUCCUCCUUUGGUAAGGAUUGGUCGGUGAUGUGAUUGGAAUUCGUCUUUUCUUUGUUUGUAUCACCGAGACACCCGAAGGGCCGGCCAUAUGUACCUCGGGAGACCCGGCCCAUUCAAAUCAAAAUAGAACGAGCACCUACGACUAAGGGGAAUGGAAUGUCGACCACAGGGUGAGAUGAUCUUAGAAUACGAGGGCGAGUGACUGGUCAAGUCAUGAAACUUAGUCAUUUUGAUCAACAUGGCUGCGGGUUUAUGUGUUUGAACUGACUACGACCAAAGUCGUGGCUACUUCAACCAAAAAAAGGGCGACCCCCUAUUCAAACCGAAAGAAGUACCUCACCUCACUUACGAAGAAGUAGUUUUUUCUGGGCUCCGAACUAUUUCGGUUUGGUUUUGUUUCAUGUUUCUAAGAGCGGUCUUAUCAAAUAAGGAAUCAGACCGCUCCUGGUGUUCGAACUAGUCAUUAAUGGUCGGCUUAAUUGGUACCCUUUCGGUAUGCGUUGCGAACACUUUCAUUUUUAGCGUCUCAUCUUCUCUAGAGAAGCGAAAAUCGAACGGAUAGAGCAGAUGGUCCAACUACAGAACUUCUUCUUUUUCAUUACUUCCAUGGUCGUGCCUCGUGGCACGGCAGCACCCGUACUAUUGAAAUGGUUCGUCAGUAGAGAUGUUCCCACAGGUGCCCCUUCUUCCAAUGGUACUAUAAUUCCUAUUCCUAUCCCUGAAUUCCCUCUUUUGGUCUAUCUACAUUCCAGGAAAUUCAUACGCUCCAUGGACGGAGCAAAAAGUGGAGUGUUGGUCAGAGCAAGCCGCCCUAUUCUAUUACCAGACAUAAUUGGGAGAAGCUCAUCCGAAACUAGAGCUAGAAACGCCUCAUUUCGUUUCGUACCCGUUCUUCAUUUCCUUCUUCUCGAAUCCAAGGGGGACUUGUCAUAUUUAGAAUCUUUCUGCGGUGUGCUCUGUUUACUAUUCUUUCGUACUCUCUUCUCUUUACCCCGCGAUAGGUCAGCGAAGCGUGAGCGGGCGCGGAGAAGGAAACGCCAAACACUUCGGCCUAACGGGAAUGAGCAACGACGAAAUGACAAGAUGAGGUGCCCCGGGCACCCCCAUUUAGAAAGAAGGGUCGAAGGUUUUGGGCCUGUAGCUUUCCCCGUCCCCCCUUCGUCGGGUGGUGCUUGUGUGGGGGGUGUGCCACCAGAAAUCGGGCUUGAAGCUCUCGCCUUACCAACGAGCCGACAGCUGAUGGCUGUUGGUCACGACUACUACCAAAAAGCUCCAAUGAAGAUUCAUAUUUCACAUGGAGGAGUGUGCAUCUUUAUGUUGGGUGUUCUUCUGUCGUGCGACCCGGCGGCUUAUGUGCGACCUGUGGCCCACGCCUCCUAUUUGUUCAGGGCGGGCGGCGUGAACUCUGAUUCGAUCCGGGUAUUCAAUCCCGCCGCUGAGAUGCUCAGUUGACUCCUUAACCUUGAUAGGAAGAUGGCUUAUUCCAAAAUUCGUGCAUAAGGGUAAGGAACUUUGGAUGAACUAAUGCGAAUGGGUGUAAGCCUCGCUGCUCGGAAACACCCAGUGCUGACCACACUGAGAGACACGAAAGCGCAGGUAACGCCAGUUGGCGAAGUGGCGUUAAGCAUCCCUAGCGGUACGAAAAGAGAGGUCGUGAUGAUAUCAUCUACGUCCGUACCGCUCCUCGUGGAGUAGAUCCCGCAUCCAACCAAGCCUUUGACCAGGGAACGGGAGAAUUCCCACUACCGCUGGCAGGCCAGCCGGGCCGUGAGCGCGGUGGGAACGGGCUUCC
This is a messenger RNA of Telopea speciosissima, 1977 nucleotides long. Its product is annotated as cytochrome c biogenesis CcmF C-terminal-like mitochondrial protein. Gene Ontology annotation, biological process: cytochrome complex assembly. Lineage: Eukaryota; Viridiplantae; Streptophyta; Magnoliopsida; Proteales; Proteaceae. The transcript has a single exon. Bases 753 to 1637 code for a protein of 294 amino acids. The record is from RefSeq and is a predicted model, not a curated record.